AUGGCAGCAGCGCCAACUUCGUCGAGCAUAUCAAGCAAGGCGAGAUGUGAGACGACACACUUUCUGAGGAUGAGCUUCCCUGUCGAAAAUGUGUUAGGGGAAUCUGGAUAUGGCGAUGAUGGAUGA
This is a messenger RNA of Parastagonospora nodorum SN15, 126 nucleotides long. RefSeq lists its product as hypothetical. The record is from RefSeq and is a predicted model, not a curated record. NCBI's taxonomy places the organism in Eukaryota, Fungi, Ascomycota, Dothideomycetes, Pleosporales, Phaeosphaeriaceae. The transcript is spliced from 2 exons. Bases 1 to 126 code for a protein of 41 amino acids.